AUGGGGACGUGCAUCUGUAACGAGCACUACGACCCAGAGUCCAACUGCAAACUUGACCUUCGCGAUCCUCCAACCAUCGUAGAUGCCACUGGUGAUGGAAACUGUAACCCUAGAGACAAGGCCUGUCACUACAUCCGGUUUACAACACGAGACGGAUGCAGUAAUAGAACUGUCUGUUCCAUUACCCUCAAACAGUACAAGAUAGAUGGAUCAUCGACCGAAUCCGUUGUUACAACGGUACCCGCCAACUGUCCUAACAACUUUGACGCCUAUUGUCCAACCACUGUGCAAAGCAGAAAAAGACGAGAGGCCGUCGAUGAAAUCAUCGCAGAAUCGUAUAAUGUGUCCCUUAGCAACGACAACUCCUCGUUCAGUCAACCUGAAACGGUUACAGUGUUGGAUACCACUUGCGUAAAAAUUGAGAAUGGAGCUGCAGUGAUUAUGGAUGGCUACUGUCUAAUCGAAAACGUUUGCCACGGUAACUUCACAGACUUGGACGAGUGUCAUACAUGCGACCCUACCGUCAAGAGGUUUUCAUGGAUUCUCAAGGAUAAUUACUGCGACAUAGGAGGAGUGUGUUAUCCAUCAGGAAAUGUUUCAACCAUCAGUUGCAUAUCUGAGUGCAACCCAACCUUGGACAAAUACACAUGGUCACAGAGGGACGACGUCUGCAGCAUUGAUGGGCAGUGUUUCAACGACGGGGACACCAACACGUCCCCAGAGGAAUGCCUCUACUGUGAUCGGGUCAAGGAUCAGUUCUCGUGGUCACAGGAGGGUGGGUUUUGCUACAUAGCUGGUGUUUGCUACGCCGACGCCGCAGUGAAUCCCACAGAUGCUUGUCGGUAUUGUAACGUUUCCGUAGAUACGGCAACUUGGCAACAGAAUGUGAACGACUCAGCUUGUGAACUCGAACAAGAAGAAAAGGAUGAUAAUAGCGUGGUUAUUGGUGUCGGGGCGGCACUAGGAACCGGAGCUGCCGUAGCACUGGCUAUCGCGAUUGGGUUCUACAUUUACAAGAAAAUGCAUGUCUCAAAAGUUGUGGCCGCUAGGACCACGGGUACGUUGUUCGAUACCUCGAAGAACAAGCACUUCAAGUUCCGAGUGGAACCGAUGAGGACAGACCCGGUAGAGCAAUUACCCAUGUCGGACUACAACAUGCCGUCCACUAGUGUGGACCUUAACAGCGCAAGAGUCCCGGACAAUCUGUACAACUGAUAUCAGUGUAGGGACGGUCUCGUUUUGAUUUCUGGACUCUAACAACGCAAGAGUCUCGUUACAUCUGUUGAAAUAAAUAGCUGUGCAAAAAAUACAUUUUGCGGUUAUGGGCGGCUAUUUGAUUUAAAUUGGUGAAAUAUGUGUACAUGAACUGUACAAUACAAAAUUUGAUGUCUACUUUGUGAAAAUUAAACACAUGAAAAAAAUUGAUUAUCCCUAUUUAUAAUAUUUAAUGUGAUAAAUUAUUUUCAAUCUAAGUAAUAGCAAAUAUAAUCAUUAUUUGAAAUGAAUGAUAAUUACUUCCAUAGACGUGUCUGCUAUUUUGUUUGUUUAUUUUGUAUUUAAGAUUGCAAGUCGAGUUUAAGCUCAUUUUAAAUCGUUUUGAAUUCAUUCGUAUAUAUCACUGAUCUGCGUAUUGCAGAAAAUAUGUUUACAACGAAAUUGAACAAUAAGUGUAUUUUACCUUUAUAUUCUUCUUACUGUAAUCUACAUUAUUGCAUUCUGCAUUCCUAAUUUAAGAAGAUUAAAAUUUAACACAAACCACAUUUCCAGAUUAACAGAUUAUUUCAAGUUUAUAGAUAGUAUAAGCUGAAAUAUUACAGAGAGCAGAAAUAUUAUGUUUUGUCAUGUUCUUUGCAAAAUUACAAAAUUUGUUUUAUUUAAUGUAUACUUGUGUUUCCUUAUUGAAUUUAAUAAUACAUUAUUAAUCUUUAUUAACAUGUAUGCCUAUUAAAGUCGAUUAACAAACUAAUAAUAUUACUAAUAAUAUAACGUAUGAAUAAUUACCAAGUACAUACACAUACAUAUUAAUCAACUGUUAUUACCGGUACUAGAUUACCACGCUAAAAAAUUGCAUGCAACUGUGUUGUGGUUUUAUAAUAAAACGAUAUAUCUAAAAGACGCACGCCUCAAGCAAACACGAAUACUAAAAUAUGCCCUUUUUGUAAUAUUGAAACUGUUAUGUAUUGUUUAUCAUGUUAUUAUCUUUAUGUUCAGUUACAAAAACCAGUUAUCACUGUAUAUAUUAUGUUUGACUAUACUUUUACUUUAAUGAUCAUUAACCAAUUACUUCUUAUCUCGUUUGAUUGUCUGUGAUAUAUAUUAAUUUUAUAUCUUUAAUGCUUAAUAAAAUCUAACAAUGGAUG
Molecule: messenger RNA, 2360 nt
Organism: Dreissena polymorpha
Lineage: Eukaryota; Metazoa; Mollusca; Bivalvia; Myida; Dreissenidae
Exons: 10
Coding region: 1-1215 (404 amino acids)
Source: RefSeq, a predicted model, not a curated record